This is a messenger RNA of Heterobasidion irregulare TC 32-1, 1302 nucleotides long. RefSeq lists its product as uncharacterized. The transcript is spliced from 8 exons. The coding region runs from base 1 to 1302 and encodes 433 amino acids. Lineage: Eukaryota; Fungi; Basidiomycota; Agaricomycetes; Russulales; Bondarzewiaceae. The record is from RefSeq and is a predicted model, not a curated record.
AUGUCCACCGCCAGCCUCCCCGGCUACACCCCGCCCGAUUUCUCGAGCAUCCCGUCCUACACCGCCGAGCCCCAAGGACACGAGCGCCGCCUCGCACAGGCGCCCCGCCCGCCGUACCGGCAGCGCGCCGCGGCGGAUUUCGUGAAGCACAGCAAGUCCGGGGGGCUCAGCCUAAGGCUCUCGGAGCAGAUGGACGGGGCGGUCGUGCCCGUGUACGGCGCGCGGAGUCCGAUCGAGGGCGUGGUCGAGCUCGCCAAGGCGGACGGGCUGGCGUACGUCGCGGUCAAGGUCGAGGGGAUACUGAAGCUGAAGGAGGUCGCGGCGGGGGGAACGACGACGGCGGUGCUGUGCAACGAGACGGUGCAUCUGUGGCGGAAGGGGGUCGACGGCGGGCCGUGUCCGUGUCGGCUGGCGUUCAGCGUGACGCUGCCGAGCUCGUUCGCGGACGAGAAGGGGACAUAUCCCCUGCCGCCGACGUACGAGGCGCACCUCAGCGGCCUGCCCGGCUUCCAGGCCCACGUCGACUACUCCGUCACCGCCAUCGCCAGCAAAAGCAAGACCGUCGUCCUCGGCCUCGGCGCAACCACCGUCUGCACCCCCUUCACAUACCAUCCCCGCUUCCGCCCCAGCACCCCUCUCCCCCCACCGAUGGCCCUCACACACAGGAGCCCCGGCCUCCAAGAGACGCCCCAAUGGCGCAUACACGAAAGCAAGCUCGUCUCGCGCUCACAAGGCGCGGGCGACAUCACCUGCAAGCUCUACCUCCCCAAGUCCUCAGUCUUCUGCCUCUCCGAGCCCAUCCCCUUCCACCUCUCCUUCGUUGCCUCCGCCAUGUCCCUCGCCGCCCUCCUGCCCUUCGUCCCCUCCGCAAAUCCCUACGCCUCGGGCCGCCCGUCUACCCGCAUCCAGCUCCUCCGCCAGACCAGCGUCGACGUCAAGAACGACUACGUGCCGGAGGGCACCAACACCGAGAUAUGGCGCGUGCUCAACAUCGGCGAGGGCUCCUUCUGGCGGACCGCAGACGGACCCGACUGGAUAUCAUUCGCCGGCGAGAUCGCGAUCAAGCCAGACGUCAAGAUCGGGGGUUUCAAAGCAGGCGGCCUAUGGGUCAAGGACUGCGUCGUGCUCUCGAUAACACCACCAGACGCGAUCAAGGGCCCCAUCGGCGACCUCCGGCACGUCGUCCCCGUGCGCAUCGUCACGGACCCGUGGUCCACCGACGGCGCCGUCUCGCGCGAAAGCCCGACCGGCUCCGAGGAGUUCAUGCUCGACCAGCCCGCGCUCGAGUAUCACGCGCAGUAG